AUGAAGCACCUAGCAGCAUACCUCCUCCUCCAGCUCGGCGGCAACGCCUCUCCAUCCGCCGAGGACAUCAAGGGCGUUCUCAGCGCUGUCGGCAUCGAGGCUGAGGAUGAGCGUCUCACCCAGCUCCUCUCUGAGCUCGAGGGCAAGGACAUCAACGAGCUGAUCUCCGAGGGUUCCACCAAGCUUGCAUCCGUCCCAUCUGGUGGCGCUGGUGGUGCUGCUGCCCCAGCUGCUGGUGCCGCCGCUGGUGGUGCCGCUGCUGAGGAGGCUCCAGCUGCCGCUAAGGAAGAGGAGAAGGAGGAGUCUGAUGAGGACAUGGGCUUCGGUCUCUUCGACUAA
Messenger RNA from Fulvia fulva, 339 nucleotides. Its product is annotated as 60S acidic ribosomal protein P2. Lineage: Eukaryota; Fungi; Ascomycota; Dothideomycetes; Mycosphaerellales; Mycosphaerellaceae. The record is from RefSeq and is a predicted model, not a curated record. Gene Ontology annotation, cellular component: cytosolic large ribosomal subunit; ribosome. Gene Ontology annotation, biological process: cytoplasmic translational elongation. Gene Ontology annotation, molecular function: structural constituent of ribosome. The transcript is spliced from 2 exons. Bases 1 to 339 code for a protein of 112 amino acids.